AUGUGUAAUGUAGCGAUCUCAACAUUACUGCAGCCACCCAUUGUCCGAACCGGCCUCCUACCCCAUGUCUCGGCUCCAGCCUCGAGCGCACACAAACCACCGACGGCAAGAGAUAUUCCACCAGUCACUCUCACGAACAUAUCCCACGUUGACAAUGACGACUUCUCGUCGUACCUCGCGCAAUUCACCACGCUAUAUGAGCAACUUCGGCGUGUCAAGGAGAGCGAAGUAGACACAGCAGUAAUCCGGCGAAACAGCAAACAAGACGAGGAGGCAGAAACGGCAAGUACGGAUGGGUACCUACGCCCGAGUUCAAAGCCUCCGAUGGGUCGAAAGGGGUCCAGUGCUUCGCUUUCAUCGAUAGGUUCCACUGACGCUCCCGCUCCCGCACGUCGAAGGUCAAGCUCCGGUUAUGGCAGAAAGAGUGCCCAAGGUCCUGCCCCUCUAUCUACGAUCCCUAACGUUUACUUCGACGAAGACUUCCAUCUCGAGAACCCCCGGACAUUCGAUGUUGUUAGCGAGAGGUCAGAGGUCAUUACUGCGAACCGGCCAGGGGAAAACCAAGGCGAUACAAACGGGGCUGUGGCGGCUCCGAGGAAAGCCCUUGCAACCAACGCCAUUUUGCAGGAGAAGCUGUCCUGGUACAUGGACACCAUUGAAGUGCAUCUUGUCAACUCAAUCUCGACGGCAUCCACCACAUUUUUCAAUGCUCUUGGCGAUCUGAAAGAAUUGCAUUCCGAAGCAGCCGAGUCGGUUCGAAGAAUUCAAACCCUGCGCAAUGAGCUAGAUGCCCUUGAUAAGGAAGUCGUCUCUCAAGGAGUGGAAAUUCUUCACAAACAUAGGAUCCAAGAAAAUCUGCGGCAGCUCGGCGAUGUGGUUACGCAAUUAAGACAAAUCGUUGACGGCGUCGCAAACUGUGAGGCCUUGGUAGAUGCUGGAGAAAUUGAUGAGGCGCUAAAUAGCAUCGACACCCUGGAAGACCUGAUUGCAGGUGAAGUAGAUCAGAGUGGUGAAGAAGCACCUGCGAUCCAAUAUCGGGACCUCCAGGGAGCGCUGGCUUUGCGAGGAGUGGAUGCAGACCUAGCAGCCCUGCGAUUCCGUAUUGGAAAGGCUUACGAGACAAAGUUUGUCAACAUUCUGCUCGGUGACGUUCGCCGUCAUGUUGAACAAACGAAUCACUCAGAGGUUCUGCUGCGCUGGAGUAAUGCUGCAUCCCGAGCAAAGGGAGGGCAUGCCAGAUCUCCCUCCGUCUUCCCUAGCUACCUCUCGCAGACCGAUGAGUUAAAAUCCCAGCUACUACCUACUAUGAUGGGGUUGGAGCGAUCGCACUAUGUCGCUGCAGCAACAGCUACAUACAGAGAAUCCUUGCUGCGAGAGGUCAGGAACUUGAUCCGACGACCACUGCCGAGCUCCAAUGACGACGACAACGAGUCAAUGAUGUCCAGUUCAACAGCUGGUGGAGGUAAACGAUUGUCCAACCAAGAAAAGUCCUCUCUCCUUGCUCGAAACUUGAGGGCCAUGGAUCCCGGCGAUGCAGAAAUGCUUCUGACUACCGUUUACAUCGGUGUUACAGAAACAUUGAGAAGGCUGACCACUCAGACUAAGAUCAUCAUGGAGGUCGCCAUGUCGGCGGUUGACCCCAUGGGGCUCGACGGUCUACGAUCCCCUCCCAUCAGAUCGCCAAUGAACAGCCCCAGGCCUGAUCGGUACCCGGCCAACCCUGCAUUGGCCAGCUCUGAGCUGUACGAGGAGCUACACAAGACACUGGACGUGGCGAAUCUUCUUGGCCAGGCAAUUGAUGUGGCAAUCGAGAAGAUUGUAAAGGUGCUGAAAGUACGGUCCGAGCAGGCUACCAGCCUCCCCCACGAUUUCUUCCUCCGCUACUUUACUCUCAAUCUAUACUUUGCAAACGAAUGCGAGUCUAUUUCAGGCCGGAGCGGUACAUCUCUCAAAACCGUGGUUAAUGGUCACAUCAGGGAUUUUGUGCAGAAGAAUCGCGAUGCAGAGAUGCAGAAGCUUGCGCAAGGCAUGGAGUCAGAUCAAUGGGCUGUAAGAGACUUUACCGAGAAGAAUACAGAGCUCUUGGGGCAGAUUCUUGAUGCAACUACGCACGACAAUGCGGCCUGGACAGAGAGGACCAAAAUCUGGAUCCCGUAUAGCGAGCUGGACUCUAUCGAGAACGACUUGGAGCCAGAGGCGAAUGGAACAAACAAGGACAAGACUCGACCGGCGAUCAUUGAUACGGAAAAGUUCAUCCUCCCCAACUCUGCUGUUCUCUGUCUCCAAGGAACGGCGACCUUCAUGCAGCUGAUUUCAGGCAUUCCAUCCAUGACGACCGACAUUGCCUCGUCUCUAGUGGCAUAUCUGCAACUGUUUAACUCUCGUUGCACUCAGUUAAUUCUGGGUGCAGGCGCAACUCGAUCGGCUGGGCUGAAAAACAUCACAUCCAAGCACUUGGCACUAGCAGCACAGGCAUUAUCCUUCAUCUCAACGCUCAUACCGCAUAUCCGCGAAUUCGUGCGACGACAUGCGGGGUCAGGCUCGGCUCUCACCAAUCUCAUGGGUGAAUUUGACAAAGUCAGACGGCUCUUGCAGGAGCACCAGGAUAAUAUCCAUCAGAAGCUCGUGGAUAUUAUGAGCGGGCGUGCGGCUGCCCAUUCCAAGAGCCUAAGGGCCAUCAACUGGGACACGCAAUCACCCAGCGGCACGCGACCUUACAUGGAGACACUGGUCAAGGAAACAAGCACCCUCCACAGGGUUCUGACCAAACACCUCCCGGAGGCGGAGAUCAAGAUGAUCAUGGGACCAGUGUUCUCGAACUACAAGGAGCAUCUAGGCCAGGCCAUUCGAGAGUCCAUCAUACUAACACAGCCAGGCUACGACAGCCUGAUGCUGGAUUUGCGGUUUUUUACGACGAAACUAAGCAAGAUAGACGGUUUCCUAGACGCCGGCGAUACGCUCUCCGAAAUCGCUAAAACCAAGAGACCAAGGACGCCAGAAGAACCUGACUCGUCCGGGGACCCAGCAGAAACAGAGCCGCAGCCUGAAAGCUCAGGUUGA
Clonostachys solani is the source of this 3060-nucleotide messenger RNA. The record is from the annotation of a GenBank genome assembly. NCBI's taxonomy places the organism in Eukaryota, Fungi, Ascomycota, Sordariomycetes, Hypocreales, Bionectriaceae.